Messenger RNA from Solenopsis invicta (red fire ant), 2137 nucleotides. RefSeq names its product odorant receptor 43a-like. The coding region runs from base 478 to 1668 and encodes 396 amino acids. NCBI's taxonomy places the organism in Eukaryota, Metazoa, Arthropoda, Insecta, Hymenoptera, Formicidae. Gene Ontology annotation, molecular function: olfactory receptor activity; odorant binding. The record is from RefSeq and is a predicted model, not a curated record. Gene Ontology annotation, biological process: detection of chemical stimulus involved in sensory perception of smell; sensory perception of smell. Gene Ontology annotation, cellular component: plasma membrane. The transcript has 8 exons.
UAUAAUAUUACAUUCACGAUUAUGUCACAACGAUGUUAGAACUUCUAAUGAGACUUUAAAAAUUACGUAUAAAAAGUCACAUUAUAUCCUCUAUUAACUAUAAUAUUUCUGAAUUCUUCUGCUUGAUAUGCAGAAUUUCAUUAAAAUGUUAUAACAUUAGUCACCACUCGAAGAAUACGCGGACAUAAUAGAACUAUAGAAGGUACAAAAAAACUUAUUCGUCAAACUUAUGAUGUACUGCAAUAAAAUAUUUUUCAUCUCUUGUAUUUUAGACCAGAUAUACUAUACGAUUUCCAUGAAGUUAUAUGCUUGUAAAGUUUUUUUCUAGGAUACCAGCAGCAGUAAUCAAUUGGGGAUAGCGUUUUCAAUAUUUAAUGGCGCGUUCAACAUACAAGUCAAGUUUUCGAAAGAGGGUGAAUAUUGCUUCACAUUAUGAUAAGAAGAGCGAGGUAACUGUUCACAGUAAUAGUUUUGAACAUGGACAUUACAGAACCUUCUGGUUACAAAGAUUUCGUAUGGGCAGUUGAAAUACAUCGCGUAAGCUUUGAAAUUAUGGGUUUAUGGCCCAAAGGUGACAAAUUUGAAACGAGUAAUUUAUGGUCAAAACUUCGCGUAGGCAUUAUUUUAAGUCUAAUAACGUUUGUUACCAUUAUUCCAAUGAUACAUGUGAUUAUACAAGUAUGGGGCAACAUGGUACUGGUAGUAGACAAUUUACGUAUUGUAUUUCCUCUGAUAAUGUCAUUAAUGAAAUACAUUAUUAUACUGUGGAAACGAACAGUUCUUUUAUCGAUUAUAAACGUAAUGGUGGAAGAUUGGAUGGCAUUCAAAUCGAAUACAGAGAGAGCCGUGAUGAUAAAACAAGCACAAACUGCUCGAGUAAUCAUGGUCAUUGGAUACUUUAUCAUGCUAAUAGCAAUACUUGGAGCUGUAGUGCCAGCUUUUUUUGGCAUACAAAUGAUGUCAGUAACAAAUCGUACGGAUCAGCACAAGACGUUACUGUUCGAGACAUACGACUUAUAUGAUACAGAUAAGAGUCCGCAAUAUGAAUUGACGUUCUGUAUUCAUACUAUUUCAUUCGUGAUUGCAGCUACUGUAUUUAUGUCGGUAGAUAGUUUUUUAUUGCUAUUAGUUCUUCACAUUUGUGGCCAAUUAAAAAAUUUUAAAUGUCGAUUAGUUAAUAUGACGUCAUGCAACAACUACAACAAAGUUUUAAAUAAUAUUGUAACAUCUCAUUUACGUAUGAUCAGAUUUGCCGAUAAUAUCGAAAAUACGUACAAUUUAAUAAUGUUAAUUGUGUUACUUCACUUCGUUAUAGUAUUUUGCCUAAGCGGGUUCUGUUUAAUAUUAGAAAUGGAUGAAGUCAUUACGGCAAAAAUUUAUUUUUCGAUUGUUAUGCUUAUAAUUUUAUUAAUGAAUACUUUUUUGUACUGUGGUGCAGGAGAACUUCUAACGGAACAAUGUAAUGCAGUAUAUCGUGCAAUGUGCAAUCUUGAAUGGUACAAAUUGGAAUCAAGAAAAGCAAAAAAUCUUAUUUUAUUAAUGAUUCGAGCACGCCAUCCUGUUUGCAUUACUGCAGGAAAGAUUAUUCCACUAACAAUGGCUACUUUUUCCAGCGUAUUAAAAACAUCAUGUGGAUAUAUAACCUUUCUAUUGGCGAAACGUGGUUAAAGAUUAAGAUCAUAUAUUAAUAUUUACGUAUCACAAAAAAAUAAGUGUAUAUUCAACUAAAUAAUUACUAAUCACAAAAUUUGAUGUGUUUGUGUUUACGUAUCAAGCAGACGACCAAACUGAGGCUUAAAGGGAUUCUGAAAUCUUUCUUCUUUUAUCAAUUAAACAGAUCAAUUUUGUGACAACUACUCGUACGUAUUACUUUUACAAAUUUAGAGGUUCUAUUCCUGAAUUAACAUAUAUGCAAUAAUGCAUGUUACUUAAUUAAGACCUAUUUUAUAUUAGAUAAAUAUGGUGUCCAAAGCUGACAAAUUAUGAUAAUUUUACUGCUAAUAUAAAGUUUGUAUUAAAUGUAUUACAAACCUUCAGUACUGCAUCUUAUAUGAAAAAGGUUGUGUACGUACACAUGUCUGCACAUAUUUUAUAAUAUUUAUCUUUCUCCAAACUAAUAAACAAAUUUGAAACAAAA